Molecule: messenger RNA, 2035 nt
Organism: Manis pentadactyla (Chinese pangolin)
Lineage: Eukaryota; Metazoa; Chordata; Mammalia; Pholidota; Manidae
Gene: MSANTD1
Product: Myb/SANT DNA binding domain containing 1
Exons: 4
Coding region: 1221-1991 (256 amino acids)
Biological process (GO): positive regulation of DNA-templated transcription
Cellular component (GO): nuclear body
Source: RefSeq, a predicted model, not a curated record
GUAGGAAACAACGCACUGGCUCAAGGUAGGUCCCGCUGGCAGGAGGGAACAUGGAAGGACCACAGUGGAGUCGGAAGAUUUCAGGGGGCCCCGGAACAGGGCUGUGGAGAAUGAACUGGAGUUUGCCAGGAAGUCCGCGGCAAAGUGCAGGUGACCUGUUGGGAAGGGGGCUGUGUUGCUUAAGAUUGGUCCCUUUGUUCGUUUCUUUACUCAGCAAGCCUUUGCCGAACCCUUUUCUGUGGUGCGCUGUAAGGAGCGCCCUGGCCAGCCAGGUGGAGGCGCGGUGUGGAUGGUGCUGACUCAGGCUAGACAGGGCUGUGGCGUCUGCCCCCUGGGGAGGGACACACUGCUUCCAGAUGCUCCCUGGCCUCUGGGCCUGUUCUGGGUCCUAGGCCUGCCCCAUGUCGCCAAGGCUGGCGCACAGUUCUGCCUGCGAGGGGGAGACAGGCAUGCAGUCAGUGGCAGAGCAGGGGUCCCCAUGGGGGCCGGAGCCCCACCGUCACCCAGCCUGGGGUCGGUCCGUUUCUGUUUCCCAAAAUAAAACGCGAGCACGUUGGCUGGGGGCGCUGUCUGUACAAGGGGCAGCGGGCGGGUGAGGACUGGCAUGCACGUGUCUCUGCGGAUGGCUGAGGGUGUCUGUCCCUAUAUGUCCCCCCUCCAUGACCCUCUCUGUCCCCCCAUCCUCCUCUCCGUCUCCCUCUUUGUUUGCCCUGGGAUCCUGGUGGCUCUUGUCCUACCCCGACCCCGUGUUUUGGACUCCCCCGGGUGCCUGACCUGUGUGGGCUGCCGGGCUGAGGCAGGGGCUGUGGCCCUAACCCACCUCUCUGGAGCCAGGUCUGCCCAGCCUAUGUGCCUGCCUACACAGGCAGGGCCCGCGAGGCCUGGCGGCCGGCAGGGUGGAAGCAGGCCCAGAGACCGGACGGCCGGUUUUGGGCCUGGCAUGCUCGCAGCAAUAUUGAUGGCCCGUCAGGGUGGCCCUGAUUCCUGUGCUUUCAGUUAAAAGGUUUCUGUUGUAGCUUAUGCAGUUGCUCUGUUGCUAUGGAAACGUGACAUCAAAAUGACGUUUCCCGUUUAAAAGCUUUUAACUAAAUUCCUGCCUGUCAGAUGUAGGCCCCAUUUUGAGCACAGAGCUGCCUUCCAGGAGCGGGGCUCCACUGCGGGUGCCCACGGGGACGCAGCCCCGCCCGAGCCACUUCUUUAACCCCGCAGGCGCCUCCAGUAUGGCAGCAGCCGAGGUGCCCGGCUACUUGGUGUCUGCUCAGACAGAGAAGCACCGGCGGGCCCGCAACUGGACGGACGCCGAGAUGCGCGGCCUCAUCCUGGUCUGGGAGGAGUUCUUCGAUGAGCUGAAGCAGACCAAGCGCAAUGCCAAGGUGUACGAGAAGAUGGCCAGCAAGCUGCUGGGGAUGACGGGCGAGCGCCGGCUGGGCGAAGAGCUGAAGAUCAAGAUCACCAACAUGACCUUCCAGUACAGGAAAUUAAAAUGCAUGACAGAUAGCGAGUCCGUCCCGCCCGACUGGCCCUAUUACCUAGCCAUUGAUAGGAUUCUGGCCACGGUCCCUGAGUCCUGUGAUGGCAAACUGCCGGAUGGCCAGCAGCCGGGGCCCUCCGCGUCCCAGACCGAGGCGUCCCUGUCGCCGUCAGCUAAGUCCGCCCCUCUGUACUUACCGUAUAACCAGUGCUCCUACGAAGGCCGCCACCACGACGACGGCUCCGACAGCUCCUCCAGCUUACUGUCCCUUAAGUGCAGGUCGGACGGGCGGCCGCUGAAGAAGCGCAAGGCGCAGAGCCGCCAGUUCCGGAGGAGGAAGCUGCGCCUGCUGGAGGCCACGCUGGAGGAGCAGCGCCGGCUGAGCCGGGCAGUGGAGGAGACGUGCCGGGAGGUGCGCCGCGUGCUGGACCAGCACAACCUCCUGCAGGUGCAGAGUCUGCGGCUGCAGGAGCGCAUGAUGAGCCUGCUGGAGAAGCUCAUCGCCAAGUCCGGUGCCUAGGCUGUGGGCGGCGGGCGGGCGGCUGGGCCCCGCCCUGCUCCUGG